UCCAACGGAACGACGAAACUCGUCACAGACGGUGACCUCCAGCCAAAAUGGCGCUAUGUUUACGUCUCUUUUUAAUCCUUUAUUGCACUUAAAAAAAGGGAUUCAUGGCGAGAUGCGAUAACUGUAUCGCUUGGAAAACGGCGACCCGUUUAAGCACAAUUUAACAUAUCCAUGAAAUAACCCGUGAUACAAUUUAAAGCAGAUCUUUGAACUUCCCGCUGCAGCUGUUAAGAUGCAGGCUGAAGCUACAGACUCUGCCCUUAGAGAGGGCAUUGAGGCCAUGGGCAUGAAGGACUCUGAGAAACCAGCUGCAGGCAAAGAGGAGGAGAGCAAAGUGGAACAACAGGACACAGAGAUGACAGCUGCAGCAGAGGAGGAAGACUCUGCAGCUAAGGAUGAAGAACAAGAUGAAAACACAGAUGCAUCCAAAGGAGAGACGCAGAAUGGCGAAAGUCAAGCAGAACCCGGAGGGGACGCUGAAGAGGGGAAACAGGCUGCGGUGGCAGACGACGAUUGGGAGCUUCCGUACAGCGACGAGGAAAUUGAGGACCCCAAAAACUGGAUGCCUGCUCCGGCUGAGAUCAAAAGACUCUACGAGGUCCUUGCAAAAGGGGAAAUGCUGGAGCUGAACUUUGUGCCCCUCUCCAGAAGGCCACCAACGCCAGAACGCACCCCUUCGCCUGAGAGGGACGAGGAGGAAGAAGCAGCAAAGGAAAGGGAGAGGCUGGAGAGGGAGCGCAAGCCUCCAACUCCGACAGAGUUUGACUUCGAUGAGGAGCAAAUGCAAAGCACCCCGAAAAACGCCUUCCUCAACAGACGCAGAACACCAGGGUCUUCCGCCCGCUCCUCCGUGAAGCGAGAAGCCCGCCUGGACAAAGUGCUGUCGGACAUGAAGCGCCACCGGAAAAUCGAGGAGCACAUCCUGCGUACGGGGCGGGACCUCUUCAGGAGCGAGAAGAAACUGGAAGAGGCCCUUUCCCCGAACAGCCAGAAGGAGCGUGAGAAGGAGAGGGAAAGGGACAGCAACCCCAAUACCAUCUUCUCUCCGAAGCAAAGGAGAUACUGAAAUAUUCCCUAAUGAGGACAUGUUCACAGAGAGAGGAGAGCUGUCCUCAGAAAACCCAGACAUUUCUAAUGUGAAACGUUUUGUAUGCUUUUGUUUUGUAUGACGAGAAUAAACAUUUUAAAGUAACAUU
This is a messenger RNA of Cyprinodon tularosa, 1196 nucleotides long. RefSeq names its product PAXIP1 associated glutamate-rich protein 1 (gene pagr1). The transcript is spliced from 5 exons. The coding region runs from base 233 to 1066 and encodes 277 amino acids. Lineage: Eukaryota; Metazoa; Chordata; Actinopteri; Cyprinodontiformes; Cyprinodontidae. The record is from RefSeq and is a predicted model, not a curated record.